UCAGCCUCCAAAGGACCAUGGUGCUCCUACGUCAUCGUGUCGUGGCGCUUUCGCCUGUGACGUCAUUUCUUACCCUGUGACGUAACCCAGAGGCGUGACUGAGGCUGACCUUUGGGUUGUGGGAUUUCCCGAGGCCUCAUUGGCCCCCUGACCCCUGCAGAAUGGCCUCACCCCUAGGGGACAAGCGCUCUUCACCCCGGGUGGAGACCGCCCGCUACAAAGAGACAUCGACGGUCCGCGUGGAGACGUCGUCCCACCGCGUGGAGACAUCCUCUCGGCAGGUGCGAACGUCUUCGCGGCACGUGGAGACCUCCCAGCGCUGCAGCGUGGGGCCCUCGCUCUCGCCCUCCGGGAAACGCCUUCCUCAAGUCCUGGAGGUGUCCUCCCAGCACGUGGAAACCUCCUCGCAGCGCACAGAAACGUCCUCCCGUCGCGUCAGGGCCUCGUCCCUGCAGGUGGAGACGUCUCUGCACCACGUGGAGAGCCCUACCCGGCGGGACAAGCCGGCAGCCCGCCAAAACGUAAAAACAGCCCGAUGA
Molecule: messenger RNA, 539 nt
Organism: Lemur catta (Ring-tailed lemur)
Lineage: Eukaryota; Metazoa; Chordata; Mammalia; Primates; Lemuridae
Gene: C15H17orf100
Product: chromosome 15 C17orf100 homolog
Exons: 1
Coding region: 162-539 (125 amino acids)
Source: RefSeq, a predicted model, not a curated record